AUGGGCCGCACCUUGAGAAUUAACUUAUCAGGUUACAACCCUAACAAACACAGAGAGUUAUGAGGUAGCGGAAUUAGAAGAGAAAACACUUUGUUUGUCAGUAAUCUCCCUUAUACUGCUGACGAAAACAACUUGACUGAUUUCUUCAGUGACUUUGGACCGAUAAAGAGUGUGAGAUUCUCAUAUGACCAGGAUGGAAAUAAACGCGGAUUUGCCCACGUCGUGUUUGAGACAGCUGAUUCUGCGGAUGCAGCAAGCAAGCUGAAUGGGAGUGAAUUAGAAGGGAGAGAACUCAGAAUUGAUAAGAUGUAG
This is a messenger RNA of Blepharisma stoltei, 312 nucleotides long. The record is from the annotation of a GenBank genome assembly. Lineage: Eukaryota; Ciliophora; Heterotrichea; Heterotrichida; Blepharismidae.